This is a messenger RNA of Lathyrus sativus (Indian pea), 2022 nucleotides long. NCBI's taxonomy places the organism in Eukaryota, Viridiplantae, Streptophyta, Magnoliopsida, Fabales, Fabaceae. The record is from the annotation of a GenBank genome assembly.
AUGUUACCUUUUCAUAAGCUAUCUCACCACAUUUCACAAUUACAAGCAUUGGUUUCUUCAUUCCACAAAUCAAUAACAUCACUACAAAACCCACUUAUUCCUUUGGAACUUCUAGCAAAAGCACUAGACCAAAACCCUGAUAUCAAAACCUUGAAAAAUCUCCACUCAAAGAUUUUUCAUCUCAAUUCACACCAAAAUCCAUCUCUAGGGAUCAAACUAAUGAGGGCAUACUCCGCUUGUGGAGAACCCAACUUGACACGCAAGUUGUUUGAUGAAAUGUGUGAGAGGAAUGUUAUUUUCUACAAUGUCAUGAUUAGAAGUUAUGUGAAUAACCACCACUACAAUGACGGGCUGUUUGUUUUUAAUGACAUGGUUAAUGGAGGGUUUAGACCUGAUAAUUAUACAUACCCUUGUGUUCUUAAGGCUUGCUCUUGCUCUGAAAAUUUGAGCUAUGGGCUGCUGAUUCAUGGAGCUGUGUUAAAGGUUCGGAUGGAUUUGAAUUUGUUUGUUGGUAAUGGUCUUAUUGCUAUGUAUGGGAAAUGUGGAUGCUUGGUUGAGGCGCGGCGUGUGUUUGAUGAAAUGUUGUGUAGAGAUGUUGUUUCGUGGAACUCGCUGGUUGCGGGGUAUGCGCAAAAUAUAAGGUUUGAUGAUGCGUUGGAGAUUUGUAGGGAAAUGGAGGAUUUAGGACAAAGACCGGAUGCUGGUACGAUGGCUAGUCUCAUGCCAGCUGUAGCGAACACUUCGGUGGAGAAUGUUUUGUAUGUUGAGAAGAUUUUUGUGAAUUUGGAGAGGAAGAAUUUGAUAUCGUGGAAUGUGAUGAUAAGAGUUUAUAUGAAAAAUUCUAUGCCCAGAAAUGCUGUGGAUUUGUAUUUGCAAAUGGAGAAAAGUGGAUUGAAACCGGAUGCAAUCACAUGUGCUAGUGUACUUCCAGCAUGUGGGGAUCUUUCGGCAUUGUUGUUGGGAAGGAGGAUUCAUGAAUACAUUGAGAGGAAGAAAUUACGUCCAAAUUUGCUACUGGAAAAUUCUUUGAUCGACAUGUACGCUAGGUGCGGAUGUUUAGAAGAUGCAAAAAGAGUGUUUGACAGAAUGAAGUUCCGCGAUGUUGCUUCAUGGACUUCAUUAAUAUCUUCUUACGGUAUGACUGGGCAAGGAUGUAAUGCUGUGGAACUCUUCACAGAAAUGCUAAAUUCAGGCCAAACUCCAGAUUCUAUUGCAUUCGUUGCAAUUCUCUCCGCUUGUAGUCAUUCAGGAUUAUUGGAUGAAGGGAAGUUUUACUUUAAACAGAUGACAAAUGAUUUUAGAAUAACACCAAGAAUCGAACACUAUGCUUGUUUGGUUGAUCUAUUAGGACGUGCCGGCCAUGUAGACGAGGCCUAUAAUUUUAUCAAACAAAUGCCAAUUGAGCCAAAUGAAAGAGUUUGGGGGACACUUCUUAGCUCUUGCAGGGUAUAUUCAAACAUGGAUAUUGGACUUUUAGUAGCUGACAACCUACUUCAAUUAGCUCCUGAGCAAUCCGGUUACUAUGUUUUGUUAUCUAAUAUUUAUGCCAAGGCUGGUAGAUGGAAAGAAGUAACGGAUAUCCGAUUAGUAAUGAAGAGAAGAAAAAUUCGGAAAACUCCUGGCAUCAGUAAUGUUGAGCUAAACAAUCAAGUUCAUACAUUUCUUGCAGGCGACACAUUGCAUCCACAGUCAACGGAAAUAUAUGAAGAGCUAAGUGUGCUGAUGGGGAAAAUGAAAGAGUUAGGAUAUGUGCCUGAGACUGAUUCAGCACUUCAUGAUGUGGAGGAGGAGGAUAAGGAAUACCAUCUAGCUGUUCACAGUGAAAAGUUAGCUAUUGUGUUUGCACUUUUAAAUACACAAGAGUCUCAAAUCAGAAUUACCAAAAACCUUCGUGUUUGUGGAGAUUGUCACAUUGCUGCAAAGUUAAUCUCCAAAAUAGUUGAACGUGAAAUUAUUGUUAGAGAUACUAAUAGAUUCCACCACUUCAAGGAUGGUGUUUGCUCUUGUGGUGAUUAUUGGUGA